AUGCCUUUUUCCACUGAAGUCAAUCGAAUUCAAUCUGGCGUAUUGAUAGGACCCGAUGCACGCAAAUCCUGUUGUAUUUCUUGCUCUCAAUUGAACCUUGAAUUCUUUUCCUCUGAGCUUCGACUUAGGGGAAAUGAUCCUGUCGUCCAACCGCACAAAAGCGAGUCUGGAUCUCUCCUAUGCUGGAAUGGAGAGAUUUUUGCCGGCAUGGAUGUCCGUGCAGAUGAGAAUGAUGGAAUAAAGCUCUUUGAGCAGUUACGUUCCCUAGAGACAGGCGACCAAGUUCGACAUUUUUUCGCGUCUGUUGAAGGACCGUAUGUAUACGCAUUUGCGUUCUACAGUGCAACCGCUCAAAAACUAUUCUUCUCCCGAGAUCCCUUAGGUCGCCGUUCCCUGUUGAUUCACAGACCAUCUGCCACAAAUCCAUAUUUUUUACUAGCCUCUGUAUCCGCAGGACCGGAUCCGGGAUACUCUUUCGAAGAGCUUGAUACGGGUCAUAUACAUUGCCUUGACAUUGCAACACUCAACAAAGCAAACGAUGCAGAACCCACAAAGGUCAACACAAAUUUACCUCCGAGCGAUUUGCCUUUACCACUAGGUGACAACCUGGAUAUUAUUCCAGCUUGGCUGGAAGAACCAUUAGAAAAUUUGAUCACACAGUUGAAUCACAGUGUGAUGCUGAAAGUUCGUGAUAUACCGCAGGAUUUGUCGUUGAAAGGUCAAUCCAGGGUAGCAGUCUUAUUUAGCGGAGGAAUCGAUUCUACAAUCUUGACGCUUUUAGCGGACAGACACGUACCUCGCGACGAACCUAUUGAUCUUCUCAACGUCGCGUUCGAAAAUCCCCGCAAAAUCAAGGUGCAGCAAAAGGGUAACAUAAAUCCGAACAAGAAGAAAUCGAAAGCAAAGGUUUCUGAGUCUGAUACGGACCCUACAUUGUCAAAUUCUACUGUGGCGGAAUUUAUGGUUCCCGAUCGAGUUACAGGCCUCUCGGAAGUCGAAGAGCUGCGUAAAUUAUGUCCAGGGCGGGUGUGGAAUUUCGUCGAAAUUAAUGUGCCAUACCAUGAAUCGCAGGCUACUCGCCAACAUGUGGAGAGUCUGAUGAACCCCGUGAGGACGGUAAUGGAUCUGAGUUUGGCAUUAGCCCUCUACUUUGCUUCUCGCGGUAUUGGGCAAAUACGCUCAAAGCCAGAAGAUGACCCUACUCCUUACACGAGUACAGCUAGAGUGCUUAUAAACGGUCUUGGCUCUGACGAGUUGUUAGGAGGAUAUGGGCGACAUCGUACAGCAUUUAACACAGGCGGGUGGGCGGCUGUGGUUGAAGAGCUCCAGCUCGAAAUUGACCGUAUACCCACCCGCAAUCUCGGUCGAGACGAUCGCGUCAUCUCGUCUCACGGAAAAGAAACCAGACAUCCAUUUCUUUCCCUCGACGUGGUGUCUUUUCUAGCGAGACUACCCGUUGAGUACAAGAUGGACCCGAGACUUCCUGCUGGGGUGGGUGAUAAGAUGUUGUUGAGGCUUGCGGCUAGAAGACUUGGACUGGUGGAGGCAAGUGGGAGGAAGAAGCGUGCAAUGCAAUUUGGGAGUCAUUCAGCGAGGAUGGAGGGAGACGAGAAAGGUGAUAAGCUUUUGGAAAGCUGA
Lentinula edodes (shiitake mushroom) is the source of this 1638-nucleotide messenger RNA. RefSeq names its product asparagine synthase-domain-containing protein. Bases 1 to 1638 code for a protein of 545 amino acids. The transcript has 12 exons. Gene Ontology annotation, molecular function: asparagine synthase (glutamine-hydrolyzing) activity. The record is from RefSeq and is a predicted model, not a curated record. Lineage: Eukaryota; Fungi; Basidiomycota; Agaricomycetes; Agaricales; Omphalotaceae.